Oryza brachyantha (malo sina) is the source of this 1268-nucleotide messenger RNA. Its product is annotated as putative peroxiredoxin Q, chloroplastic. The transcript is spliced from 2 exons. Bases 186 to 983 code for a protein of 265 amino acids. Gene Ontology annotation, molecular function: thioredoxin peroxidase activity. The record is from RefSeq and is a predicted model, not a curated record. Gene Ontology annotation, cellular component: chloroplast thylakoid membrane; cytoplasm. Lineage: Eukaryota; Viridiplantae; Streptophyta; Magnoliopsida; Poales; Poaceae. Gene Ontology annotation, biological process: cellular response to oxidative stress; cell redox homeostasis.
AGGAGGAGUUCACUAUCAGCAGCAGAGGGUAGCAAACCGUGCCACGUAGGCACAAACCCCCUUCUCCUACCUCAUCCUGAUAUCCCCAAAGCAACCACCGGACGAACACCAGAGCAAGCAGAAGCAGCAGCAGCAGCCGCCGCCGCCGGCCACGCGUCACCGCGCCUGAACCCCCCUCGCCGGCGAUGGCAUUCGCCGCCACCACCGCCUGCAGGCCGUCCCUUCUCAUGUCCCCUCGCCGGGCGUCGCCGCCGCCGCCGCGGGCGCUCCUCUGCAGGCCCUCCACCGCCUCCGCCGCUCUCCGCGCCGCGCCGGCGGCAGCGGCACUGUCGAACGCGCCUCCGCGCCGCCUUCGCGCGGGGAGGAUCGUCUGCGGCAAGGUGACGACUACGACGAACCUCUGUAUUAGUCGCAGGAGCGCCAGCGCCUCCGCGCUGCUGGCGUGGGCGGCGGCGGCGAUGACGAGUGGCCUGGGCUCGCCGCCACGCGUGGCGCGGGCGGCUGAUGACGAUUCUCCCCCGUCGGUGGCGGUGCAGGUGAGCAAGGGCAGCCCGGCGCCGAACUUCUCCCUGAAAGAUCAGGACGGGAAGACGGUGUCCCUGUCCAAGUUCAAGGGCAAGCCGGUCGUCGUCUACUUCUACCCCGCCGACGAGACCCCCGGCUGCACCAAGCAGGCCUGUGCCUUCCGCGACUCGUACGAGAAGUUCAAGAAGGCCGGCGCCGAGGUCAUCGGCAUCAGCGGCGACGACUCCGCCUCCCACAAGGAGUUCAAGAAGAAGUACAAGCUGCCGUUCACGCUGCUGAGCGACGAGGGGAACAGGGUGAGGAAGGAGUGGGGGGUGCCGGCGGACCUGUUCGGGACGCUGCCGGGGAGGCAGACGUACGUGCUCGACAAGAGCGGCGUCGUGCAGUACAUCUACAACAACCAGUUCCAGCCGGAGAAGCACAUCGGCGAGACCCUCAAGAUCCUCCAGACCCUCUGAUUCUUUCUUCUUCUUCUUCAAUUCUACUAUCUCGACACACACACAUGCUAUGUAUCUAGUGCAUCUGUAUCACUCUUAUUGUGUAUAUACAGUCAAAAUCUGUGGCGGCUACGUACUCGAUCCUAGCUAGAUCUGGAAUUAAAGUCCCAGGUCUUUCGCACCAAAGAUUCUGAAUUUUUAUGGGGGCAUGUUUUCUCAACUGCUAAAGCAUUUUGUAAAACUUUAUUACUCUUAUAGAGUAAACUUUUAACUUUAUAGUGGAUGAUAUAGUUAUUUAUAUACUCA